GGGACAAAAAUUUGAAAAACACCCUCAUUUGCAUCUAUUUUUAAAAAUAAAUCUCUAAGAUCCAUUCGGAGCAGCUAGUUAACAGUGAAGCUUGAGCAUGAAACCCAAAAUUUGGGAAUAUUUAAGUGAGCCUUUGCUGUUGAAAGAAGCAACAACAUAAGAAUUUGGAGUUGAAGAAAUAGAAAUAGGUAUGGCGGGCUGUUGUCCAUGUCACUUUGAUAUGAGUCGGAGUGUGGCAAUCCAUUGUCAGCUAAGAUAUGCAAAUAUUUCAGGGUUUCGAAUUGGGUUCUCAUAUGGGUCUGUGUUGCGGAGGAAGCUUAAAUGUGUGAAGCUUCUUGUUGCUGCUCAUCUCUCCAAUGCUUUCUCCCUCUUGGAUUCUCAUCACCCAGCAGCAGAUGCUUUUAUGGAAAUCCCUGCCAAAGACCGUUCUCCUUCUAAAGAAGCUGGGACAAGAACUCUUGGAAGAAGUCAAAGAGGUUGCUGUUUUCUUGUAUUACCAAGAAAAAAUGAAUGUUCUUGUUGAACCUGAGGUGCAUGAUAUAUUUGCACGAAUUCCAGGGUUCGGAUUUGUUCAGACCUUUUAUAGUCAAGAUACCAGUGAUCUUCAUGAAAGGGUUGAUUUUGUUGCCUGCCUCGGAGGAGAUGGAGUUAUACUCCAUGCUUCUAAAUUAUUUCGAGGUGCUAUCCCACCUGUUGUGUCAUUUAAUCUAGGAUCCCUUGGAUUUCUCACUUCCCAUACAUUUGAGGAUUAUAAGAAGGAUCUAAGACAUGUCAUUCAUGGGAACAGAACUCUGGAUGGUGUCUAUAUAACUCUGCGAAUGCGUCUUCGAUGUGAAAUAUUCAGAAAUGGGAAGGCAAUGCCUGGAAAGGUGUUCGAUGUCCUAAAUGUGUUCGAUGUCCUAAAUGAAGUUGUAGUUGAUCGUGGUUCUAAUCCUCUCUCCAAAAUUGAGUGUUAUGAACAUGACCGCCUCAUUACAAAGGUGCAAGCUGAUGGGGUUAUAGUAGCCACACCAACUGGAAGUACGGCUUAGUCUACGGCUGCUGGAGGUUCCAUGGUGCACCCAAAUGUUCCUUGCAUGCUCUUCACACCAAUCUGCCCACAUUCACUCUCAUUCAGAUCUGUGAUUCUUCCCGACUCUGCAAGGCUGGAACUAAAGAUUUCAGAGGAUGCACGCAACAAUGCUUGGGUCUCCUUUGAUGGGAAGAGACGACAACAACUGUCUAGAGGAGAUUCUAUUCGAAUAUGUAUGAGCCAGCAUCCACUUCCUACAGUCAAGAAGGCUGACCAAACAGGUGAUUGGUUUGGUAGCUUGAUCCGCUGCCUGAAUUGGAAUGAGAGACUAGACCAGAAAGCACUCUGAAGCUAACUUGAACUAUUCAUCCCCACAUUGAUGUAAAAUUUUGUAGUGUCAUAUAAGAACAACUGAAUUACAUAGAAAAUUCAUUUUCCCCGUACUCCUAUUUAUGGACCUUUUUUGAUUGAACUCUUCUCUUCUGUAUCGAGGAUCAUCGAGAUAAGCAAGAAUGUUAUUUCGACGGAAAAUACCAUUCCGGGGAUUUC
Capsicum annuum is the source of this 1561-nucleotide messenger RNA. RefSeq names its product NAD kinase 2, chloroplastic-like. The record is from RefSeq and is a predicted model, not a curated record. Gene Ontology annotation, biological process: NADP+ biosynthetic process; NAD+ metabolic process. Gene Ontology annotation, molecular function: NAD+ kinase activity. Lineage: Eukaryota; Viridiplantae; Streptophyta; Magnoliopsida; Solanales; Solanaceae.